This is a messenger RNA of Plasmodium coatneyi, 1128 nucleotides long. RefSeq lists its product as uncharacterized. Bases 1 to 1128 code for a protein of 375 amino acids. The record is from RefSeq and is a predicted model, not a curated record. The transcript has a single exon. NCBI's taxonomy places the organism in Eukaryota, Apicomplexa, Aconoidasida, Haemosporida, Plasmodiidae. Gene Ontology annotation, cellular component: mitochondrion.
AUGCCGAUCUGCUUCAGCGUCCACAACUUGGCAGGCUACAAUGAUAAGUUCAAUACCGUGCUGUACAGGGAACCCAUACGAACGAGCAAAUCUCAUGCCAGCAAAUACAUCAUUUUCUUCCCAGGGGACUAUUCAAAUUUUUUCACCAACUCUAUAUACACUUCAUUUAAGUUGGAGUCGACAAACGAAUGUUCAGACUACUGUUACAGCUAUGAAGCCCUAUUCUGGGUCCUAUCCUCCAAAUAUCUGUAUGACCACUUAGUUUUUAUUAAGCCUAGCAUUUUUAUAAAUCACUUUUCCUCCUUUUCCAAUUUUUUAAAUCCAUCUGAUAUUUCGCUUAGCGGGCAUGAUUACAAUGUAACUGCGGCAGGGGGGCCACAUCACAUAAACGCAGGGGGAACAAAUCCCAACGAUGUGGUGGUGCCCGCCAAAAGUGUGAAGCAUUUGUUAUGCCUACUCUUAUCACUGGAUGAGCGGUUAUCAGGGGGAAAGGGGGGACACACCACGUCUGUUAGUGACACCUUGCGCGCUGAUUCUAAUGGAAAAAAGACUCACACAAGGGUGCAUGUGUGGAGUGACCAAACUGAUGGACCCCCACCGCUGAGCCUACUAAAACACAGACUCGUUUUGAUCGGAUUCAGCAGGGGGUGUUCAGUUCUGUUCGCUCUGAUGAGGGAGGCCAACGAGGGUCAGCUUCUCCUCUCUUACGUCGAUUCCAUGUACCUCCUAGACCCCGGAUUCAACAAAAAGAUAUACAACACCGAGAUGGAAAGCAGCUCUUUAGAGAAGGUCGCUCAAUGCGGAUUGAAAAUAUUCCUCCACUCCACGCCUCACCAGGUGACGAACAAAAACGACGUAAACAUCCACAGCGAACUGUUAAACUUUUUAAAGAAACUCAGGAAACAUGGGAUAAGUAUUUCCCCAUAUAUACACUACAUUAAGAAUGCCAAAUUGGUGAACCACCUAAAUCUGCAUUUUGAAAUCCUCGUGGAUUUUAUUGACGAUGUGUUGGAAGACCCCGACGUGUCUUCCUCCUUGUCCAGUUUUUGCAAGGAGGAGGGAAUCACCGUGUGUAGUAGCAAAACAUCUGCCAAAGAUUUCUUGUUUGAAAAUUGGAAGAGGAAUUAG